AAAGACGAAGACGUUGCUUAUUAACAAAAAAAAUAAAAAAAUGUUUAGUAGUACUGUUGAAGUCAACAAAUGUUGACUAAUUUCUUCCUUAAUGUUUGCUUGCUGUGUUGUUGUCAUGUGAGCUCUGAGGUUCCAAAGAUAUCAAUUCCAUUCCAUUCUCUCUUUUUCUUCAAACAAUUAUUACAAAUAAAUACUCUCUCUCUCUCUCUCUCUCUCUCUCUACCAUGUUAGGGUUUUACAUGAUCCAAUUCUAGCUUUUUCCCCCCUUUCACAUAACCAUGGACUUCAAAAAGGGCAACAAGCUUGUUAGGUUCAACUCAGAUGGCAAAAACCAUAAACAACCACCACCACCACCAUCAUCAUCUUCUUCAAUGCUUAAACCUAAUAGUAGCAAUGUUAUACCAUUAGGGAAAAAUAGAAAAUCACGAUCUAAGGUAUUUCCAGAAGAUCAUGAACCAUGGAGAAAAAGAAUACUUGAUCCUGGUAGCGAGAUUGUGUUGAAAUGGAAUCGAAUUUUUAUAGUUUCUUGUUUGGUAGCACUUUUUGUUGAUCCUUUAUAUUUUUAUUUGCCUAGUGUAUUGGUACAAAAUACAGACUCUUCUUGUGUUAGGACUGAUUUUACAUUAAGGAUUGUUGUCACAUUUCUUCGAACUGUUGCCGAUGUUUUUUAUCUGUUACACUUGAUUAUUAAGUUCAGGACAGCUUAUGUUGCUCCUAGUUCGCGUGUAUUUGGAAGGGGUGAACUUGUUAUGGACCCGAGUAAAAUUGCAAGGCGGUAUAUUAGAUCUGAUUUCUUCAUUGAUCUUAUUGCUACACUACCGUUACCACAGAUGGUCAUCUGGUUUAUCAUACCGGCUACAAGGACUCCUCAGACUGAUCACAAGAAUAAUGCUCUUGCAUUGAUUGUCUUGCUCCAAUAUGUUCCAAGAUUAUAUUUGAUUUUCCCAUUAAGUUCUCAAAUAAUCAAAGCAACCGGAGUGGUUACAAAGACUGCUUGGGCAGGAGCAGCAUAUAAUUUGCUAUUGUACAUGUUGGCUAGCCAUGUUUUAGGAGCAUCCUGGUAUCUUCUGUCUGUUGACCGGUAUACUACUUGUUGGAAAUCCUUAUGCAAAAAGGAGCGUAACCCUGACAAUUGCUUUCUCUACCUAGACUGCAGUUCUUUGAGUAAUGAUAUGCGCAAGAUAUGGGAAAAUAGUACAGAUGUGUUUAAAAGUUGUGACCCCAAGAAUGAUGACAUUCAGUUCAAGUAUGGGUUAUUUGAAAAUGCAUUAACAAAGAAUGUUGUCUCUUCAAACUUCAUACCAAAAUACUUAUAUUGUUUAUGGUGGGGGUUGCAGCAACUAAGUUCUUACGGACAGAACCUAGAUACAACCACAUUUAUUGGAGAAACGUCAUUUGCUAUUGUGAUUGCCAUCUUGGGUCUUGUAUUAUUUGCUCAUUUGAUUGGGAACAUGCAGACAUAUUUACAAUCAAUUACUAUAAGGCUUGAGGAGUGGAGGCUAAAGCGAAGAGACACAGAGGAGUGGAUGGGACAUCGGCAACUCCCUGAAGAUUUGAGAUUUCGUGUUAGACGAUUUGUUCAAUAUAAAUGGCUUGCAACUCGUGGUGUUGAUGAAGAAACCAUUCUACGUUCAUUGCCAGCUGAUCUUCGUCGUGAUAUCCAACGCCACCUAUGCUUAGACCUUGUUAGACGAGUUCCCUUCUUCUCACAAAUGGAUGAUCAACUUCUUGAUGCGAUAUGUGAGCGGCUGGUAUCUUCUCUAAGCACUCUAGGCACCUACAUUGUUCGUGAGGGUGACCCUGUAACUGAAAUGCUGUUUAUCAUUAGAGGCAGACUAGACAGUUCUACAACAAAUGGUGGCCGGACUGGUUUUUUCAACUCAAUCAUAUUGAGACCUGGAGAUUUUUGCGGUGAGGAACUUCUUUCUUGGGCACUACUCCCAAAAUCAACCAUGAAUUUGCCGUCUUCAACUAGGACAGUUAAAGCCCGGAGUGAGGUUGAAGCUUUUGCUCUUCGAGCUGAAGAUCUAAAGUUCGUCGCUAAUCAAUUUAGGCGCCUUCACAGCAAAAAGCUGCAGCACACCUUUCGAUUUUACUCUCAUCAUUGGAGGACUUGGGCCGCUUGUUUUAUACAGGCUGCUUGGCGUCGAUAUAAGAAAAGGAUGUCUGCCAAAGAUCUUGGUUUGAGGGAAUCCCUUCCUUUAGAUGAGACAGUGGUCAGUGAGAGAUUACAAGAGGAGGAAUAUCCUAUCGGUUCAAACUCAUCACAGGCUAAAUUGAACCUCGGGGUCACAAUUCUUGCUUCAAGGUUUGCUGCUAACACACGAAGAGGAGCUCUAAAGAUGAAAGACGACCUGCCUAAGCUUCGAAAGCCAGAAGAGCCUGACUUCUCCAAUGAAGCAGAUGAUGAUUAGUUGUUCUUUAGAGACAUUUGCUUAGGAUAUUCAGCAUCAACCGAUGUUCUACUUGUGUCAAUGAUGGUUCUAUAUGUCAUAUAAAUCAGCAUAUCCCUCUGCCUCGUCUCUUAUUGCUGAUCGUUUUGAAUGUCAUGUAUUUUAGAAAGGAAUACAAAAGGGGAAAAAAAAAAAGCUUCAUCUAAGAGUAGCUUGAUUAAAUCCCGUAAUGCAAUGAGGCCUCAAACCCUGUUUGUUUGAAGGCCAAAAAAAGAAUCCUUGUUUUCCUUGCUCUAUUAAUGUAAUUGAUAGCUCUUGUGUAUUCUUAUAAAAUUAACAGUUAGCAUAUGCUUGGAUGC
Trifolium pratense (red clover) is the source of this 2752-nucleotide messenger RNA. Its product is annotated as cyclic nucleotide-gated ion channel 17-like. Lineage: Eukaryota; Viridiplantae; Streptophyta; Magnoliopsida; Fabales; Fabaceae. The record is from RefSeq and is a predicted model, not a curated record. The coding region runs from base 279 to 2414 and encodes 711 amino acids. Gene Ontology annotation, molecular function: voltage-gated potassium channel activity. The transcript has 6 exons. Gene Ontology annotation, biological process: potassium ion transport; transmembrane transport. Gene Ontology annotation, cellular component: membrane.